AUGUUAGGCGCCUUUAGCCUCGCGCCUCCUCCGAGUCUCGACAUCGUAUCCCCGCACCAUGCAAAACCGCCCCAGCUGGCCCCGCGCCGCACGGGUCAGACAUUGCCGCCCGCUCCCACAUGGCCCGAUUCGGCAACCGCAAGCCCAGUGGCCCGUGCAGCAGUCGCCCAAGAGUUUGCGAACCUGCGUUAUGAGGGUCACUGUCCGCUAGGGAUGUACAUCGUACCUGCGGCCGACAACCUGUUUGUCUGGGAUGGGGUGCUUUUCGUGCAUCAAGGAUAUUACACCGACUCUAUCCUGAAAUUCCGUGUGAUCUUCCCUCCCAACUACCCGGAUCGUGCGCCAAAUGUGCAAUUCAUCACCGAUGUCUUCCAUCCUCUCAUCGCGCAACAAGACGGCGAGUUCAACGUCGCCUCGCGCUUUCGACCCUGGAGACCCAAAGAGCAUCAUGUCUACGAUGUCUUGCACUGGCUCAAGGCUUCAUUCAAGAAGCAUGCAUUAGACGACAUCAAAGAGAUCGACUGUUUGAACAAGGAGGCGUUCAGGCUAUAUCACGACUCGACUUCAUCGUUUGCGGCACUCGCCACGCAGUCGUCCAUGCUUUCCCAACUCGCGUCUUCACUCUUCGACCAAGAUCAUCCUUCAAUGGCGAACAAGGGCCCUGUCCACGGAAUCCCAUUCAAGGAGCUUCGCACAGAGGAGUCGUCAGCACUUCGUCAGAGACUAGGGCUUACGGACUGGGACGAGUAG
Molecule: messenger RNA, 750 nt
Organism: Peniophora sp. CBMAI 1063
Lineage: Eukaryota; Fungi; Basidiomycota; Agaricomycetes; Russulales; Peniophoraceae
Source: the annotation of a GenBank genome assembly